Spinacia oleracea (spinach) is the source of this 2722-nucleotide messenger RNA. RefSeq names its product receptor-like protein kinase HSL1. NCBI's taxonomy places the organism in Eukaryota, Viridiplantae, Streptophyta, Magnoliopsida, Caryophyllales, Amaranthaceae. Bases 1 to 2277 code for a protein of 758 amino acids. The record is from RefSeq and is a predicted model, not a curated record. Gene Ontology annotation, biological process: protein phosphorylation. Gene Ontology annotation, molecular function: ATP binding; protein binding; protein kinase activity. The transcript is spliced from 2 exons.
AUGCUGCUUUCUUUCCUCACACUCUUCCUGUCUUGUUUUCCAAUUCUGGUAAUUUCCCUACCUCCCCUCUCUGAUCAGGCUAUCCUACUUAAUCUAAAACAUGAAUUGGGAUUACAAUUUUGGAAUUCCACCAUCCCUCCUUGUAAUUGGUACGGAGUCCAGUGUACCGGUGGCAAAACAGUCACUGGAAUCUCUCUGAAUUUCAGAAAUAUUGACAGAGAAAUCCCACCAUACAUUUGUAAUCUCAAGAAUCUCACCACCCUUGAUCUUAGUGAUAAUAACAUCCGAGGGAACUUCCCAACAAUUUUAUACAAUUGUACCAAGCUCCAAACAUUAAGCCUAUCCUUCAACUUUUUCAACGGGAAAUUACCAAGAGACAUCAACAAGCUAUCUCCUAAUCUCAAACACCUUGACCUUAGUUAUAACAAUUUCACUGGAGAUAUCCCAACCUCGUUGGGGAACUUGGAGAACCUUGAGGUAUUGGGGCUGGCUUACAACUCAUAUUCCCCUCGGAACCUUCCCAAAGAAUUUGGGAAGCUCAAGAGUUUGAAGUUUCUUCAGCUUUCUCAGUGCAAUUUGAAUGGUGAAAUCCCAACUGAAUUUGCUAAUCUAACCAACCUUGAGUUUUUAAACUUAGGGUGGAAUAACUUGGUUGGAGGAAUUCCAAGUCACUUGUCAGCACAUCUGGUUUUGCUAGAUGUAAGCAAUAACAAACUUUCAGGCCCUAUUCCAUUCAAUAUUACCAACUGUAGAAAUCUAGAAACAUUUCGAGCAAACAACAACAACUUCUCCGGCAAUAUUCCAGUGGAGUUAACUGCUCUUUCAUCUCUUACUACUCUUCUCCUCAAUGAUAAUAAAUUAUCUGGUGAGCUACCUUCGAGAAUAAUAUCAUGGAAGUCCCUGGAAAGUCUCAAUCUUGCUAGAAAUAACCUUUCAGGAACACUCCCACCAGCUUUAGGUUCUUUGCAUAGAAUUUUUGGUUUGGACUUGUCCAAUAACAAGCUAUCGGGUCAAAUACCUCCUGAAUUAGCACAGCUAAACCGAAACAUGCUUGACCUCUCUUACAAUAAAUUCAGUGGGAAGAUCCCGCGUGCUUUUGACAGCAGAGAUUAUGCUCUCAUUAUCACAGGCAAUGCCAAUUUGUGCUCGGAUAAACAGUUAACAAACUUUCCUCGAUGCUCUUCCUCUCGACGCAGAUAUCUUGCAACAAUUCUGGUUCCUGGAGUAAUAAUUUUCCUGAUAUUUCUGUAUUUCACAUUCUUAAAAGUUAAUAAGGGGAGACAAGCAGACUGUAGCAGUGAACAACAGGUAUGGGAAAUGACACCAUUUCACAGGAUAGACUUCACUGAAAAAAAGAUUGUAUGUAGCCUGACAGAUAUAAACAUGAUCGGAUCUGGCGGCUCAGGAAAGGUAUACAGAGUUACUGUGAAUGAUCAAGGUCAACAAGUUGCCGUCAAAAGAAUAUUGAACGGAAAAAAACUGAAAGGAGCACUUGAAAAGCAAUUUCUAACAGAAGUUGGAUUUCUCAGCACUUUUAGGCAUUCUAAUGUAGUGAAGUUGCUGUGUUGUGUCUCAAGUGCACAAGAAAAGCUUCUUGUAUAUGAAUACAUGGAGAACCUGAGUCUUGAUAAGUGGCUUCACAAGAAACAGAGAUCAAAUGAAACAUCAUCAAUGAGCAGUCUGGAUCCUAAUAAUACUGUUCUGGAUUGGCCGACGCGAUUAGGGAUUGCUGUUGGUGCUGCAAAGGGACUAUGCUAUUUGCACAAUGACUGUUCUUCUCCCAUCAUUCAUAGAGACGUGAAAUCAAGCAAUAUCUUGUUAGAUUCGGAGUUCAGUCCCAAAAUUGCAGAUUUCGGACUAGCCAAGAUGACAAUCAAGACUGCAGAACCUCACACUGCAUCUGCUGUUGCAGGCUCUUUUGGUUACAUAGCUCCAGAAUAUUGGCGUACAAAAAGGAUGAAUGAGAAGAUCGAUGUAUACAGCUUCGGAGUUGUUCUUCUGGAAUUAGUAACAGGAAAACAUCCGUGCAAAGGAAACAGUCACUUGAAUCUGGCAGACUGGUCAUGGAAGCACUGUUGUGAGGAACAUCCCAUCAUUGACGCCUUAGAUGAGGAUGUCAAAGAACCAAGCUUUAUUGAGCAGAUGGUAAAUGUGUUUAAAUUAGGUCUCAUGUGCACAAGCCAGAUGCCUAGUUCAAGACCAACUAUGAAGCAGGUACUCCAGCUCCUCAUUGAAUGGAGUGACCAUGAACAGACACAAACAGCACUCCAGGAAUGAGUAUGUUGAAACUUGAAACCCUCUCCGGCCGGCCUGGUGGAUAAAGAUAUUUCUGGUUCAUUAUUAUUACCCCAUUGCCUCAAAGAGGCUCCCGCAAAGAAGCGGGGUAAGGGGGGUCGGACGUACGCAACCUUACGCCUGCAAUUGCAGAGAGGUUGUUUCCAAUUGACCCAAAAGCGAUAACGGGACGACAACGGGACGACCAUCUUCUACUUCAUGGAAAGGAAGCGAAGAGGUAUUAAGAGUCAUUUUGAUUUAGUCCAUUACAUCCCACAGUCAAAAGAACAAAUGAAUUUUUGGCUCCAUCGGAAGUAGUAGAAGAUAAUUAAAAACAAGGAAAUAACAAUAUACGAUACUCUGUAGUUGGAAAGUACAAUAUUAGCUAAGUGAUUGUAUAAAUAAUAUAAAGUUCGUUACAAACUAAUAGACAACAUUGGCAUUCUUA